GAAUAAUAUAUGCCUGGAAUAUACUUGUAGAAUGUGUGGAUGGUACAUGGACUGUCUGGUUCGAUAGAGAUAACCCAGGAGGUACUGGGGACUGGGAAACGACAUCACUUGCCAUCGAGUUGUAUGGUGAUAUCAUGUGUACCGAUCCAUCGGCGAUACAAGUGCAGACCCUAGACGGUAUUCCUGCAGAAGAUACUGAUGAAAUAUUCUUGCAUUAUUCACCGGACAUUGGCUUUGUGUGUCGGAUGGCAGAUCAGCCAGAUAACACUUGCCUUGACUCUCGAGUGAGAUACUGCUGUCCAGCUAAUCCCCCGUGUGAUGGUGAAUGGUCACAAUGGUUCGACGAAGACAGUCCAGAAGAAGGGAUUGGCGAUUUAGAAACGCUAGCAACUCUAUGUGAAAAGACGUGCAAACGACCCAGCGCAAUUCAAGCCCAGACUAUUGAUGGCAUAUCAGCUGAAUUAACAGGCGAUGUGUUACUCAGCAAUGAUAUCAUUAAUGGAUUUGCUUGUUUGAAUGAAGAACAGGACGAUGAGAAAUGUGAAGAUUAUAAAGUCAGAUUAUGUUGUCCUGAACAGCCAGAUUGUGACAAGUGGACAAAAUGGUUCAACACCGAUAAACCAUGUGAAGGUUUAGAUGCAGAUCGUGAAAUCACCGCCGUAAUCCAAGAUGAAUAUCCAAAUGAAAUGUGUAAAAAUCCGUUAUUCAUCCAAGUUGUUGUCGCCGCCACUGAACAACCUUCAUCAAGCACCGGGCAGGUAUUCCUACAUCACGAUGUCGAUCCUGGAUUUGUUUGUCUUGACAAAGAUCAGCCAGCUGGUGAUCAAUGUCAUGAUUACAAAGUUCGAUACUGUUGUGAUGAACAACCUGAUAAACCCGGACAAUGCCCAAUGGUACCAUCUAUCGACGCUGUCCGUCCCAAGGGCUACUGCUACUAUGAAUGCCAAGAUGAUACCGACUGCCUGGGGAAGAAAAAAUGCUGUGCUUCUGGAAUAUGUGGCACCAUUUGUAUGGAUCCUGUGUUCCCAUGUUUCCAUGAGGGCGUUAUUUACCAGGAAGGCGAUGGCAGAAAAGAAGACUGCAAUACCUGGUAGGUUAUUAGUGAAUGUCGUCGACAUUUCGUUACGUAAUACUAAAGAUGAACUAGAUACGUUUAGUAUUACUGAGAAGUCGCAUAGACCGAGGAUUCGACACCCG
Molecule: messenger RNA, 1197 nt
Organism: Saccoglossus kowalevskii
Lineage: Eukaryota; Metazoa; Hemichordata; Enteropneusta; Harrimaniidae
Cellular component (GO): extracellular region
Molecular function (GO): peptidase inhibitor activity
Source: RefSeq, a predicted model, not a curated record